UUUGAUUAAUUAGAAUAGAGUAAUUUAACUAAUAUGAACAAUAUAACAGAACGUACUUUAUCCUUAGGGUUCCACACAUGGGGAAUGGCUGCCGCCAUGGCAGUUCUUUUCUCUUCGCAUGGAAAAUCCAAGAUGAAUUGCCUUACUCGGCAGAACGCCGUCGAGCAAUGGACUGCAAGAUUCUCUCUAGGGUUCGCUUCCAGGUGCUACCGCUAGAGCCGUUUGUUCCCUAUCGGCUUGCGCUGAGGAGCGGGGCCGAUUUCGGCCAUUCUUUUUGUAAUAGUCCAGAUCUAACAUACAUCAAGGGGAUGCAGCAAGCAAGAGGGCAGCCGGGAUAUUGGCAAUGUAGCCACGGAUCAGGUGUUGACAGAUUUGUUUCCGGCCCUCGGCAAGGGUGAUGAAUAGACGGGGAGCGAUGAAGUGCUGAUCAAGGGAGAAUACAGAUCAGCGGUCCGCCCCCCUCCUGAACCGCCGCCUUGGAUUGAUCGAGAUAUCGGGGUUUGGAAGAUGAUUUUUCAAGAAAACAUUCAGAAGGAAGUUUGGAGUAUUCGUCAGUUAUUCUAAUUUUUAUGGUCUUAUUCUCGUGUUAGGUUUGCUUACGGCGUUUCGUUUUUUAUUCAGAACUUUAGUUUUAAGUCUACAAUAGUGAUUGUCAAUUCUGCUAGAUAUUAUAUCAUUAGAAGAAUCUAUAUGACCAGUGAUUGCUGUGUCACACCCGCUUGGUGGUUAACGAUUCGUAUUGCUCUUUCAAGGAUGAUCGUCUCAGAGUCUAGCCGUAGGGUUGUUUGUAAAUGUUGGUUAG
Molecule: messenger RNA, 802 nt
Organism: Cuscuta epithymum
Lineage: Eukaryota; Viridiplantae; Streptophyta; Magnoliopsida; Solanales; Convolvulaceae
Source: the annotation of a GenBank genome assembly